Messenger RNA from Ixodes scapularis (black-legged tick), 882 nucleotides. Its product is annotated as chitinase-3-like protein 1. Gene Ontology annotation, molecular function: chitinase activity; chitin binding. Gene Ontology annotation, cellular component: extracellular region. The coding region runs from base 1 to 882 and encodes 293 amino acids. Gene Ontology annotation, biological process: chitin catabolic process; carbohydrate metabolic process. The record is from RefSeq and is a predicted model, not a curated record. The transcript has 2 exons. Lineage: Eukaryota; Metazoa; Arthropoda; Arachnida; Ixodida; Ixodidae.
AUGCCCUCGAAGCAGGCGGAGAGCGCCAAGGGCGGCUCCUCUGCAGACGAGGACCCCUUCCUGAAGAACACCUGCGUCUACUCGCUCAGCUCCUGCAUGAUCCUCAUUCUGGUGUUUUUAAUGGUGCUGCCGGGGGCCCUCGUCCCUUACCUCACGCGGCUGCGCUUCAUCAAGCAGGACGCCGCGCCCCUGUUCCAAAAGGUUGCCCAGAGCCAGGGUCGAACGGCGUUCUUUGUUCGCAACCUCCUACGCUGGUCGCUGGUGAAUCGCUUGGACGGCAUCCUGGUGAGCGGCCUGUUUCCGACACCCAGGAACCGGAACGAGGCCGUGAGGCUGCUCAAAAAGAUGGCCACGCUGUUCCGCCACCGCGAGUUCCUCCUCGAGCUGCCUCCGGAGGCCGCGCUCUUCCGACGCCCCAACUCCGGCAAGCGACUUGCCCAACUUGUCGACUUGGCCGUGCUGCCACCGCAGUGGCUGGCACGAAAACAAGCCCUGAACACCCUCUUGUCCAGCGGCUUCCCCCCGUCCCGGUUGGUGGCCGGUGUCCGGUUCGAAGGCAUCCCGUACUCCCUGGGUGAACACGUCAGCACCAGCGAGGGCGGUACUGUGCCGUACCAUGAGCUUUGCGCUAAGCGCGGCUGGAAAAAGCUCGUGGACGGCGAGUUAACUCUUCUGCAUCGCGGUCGCUCCUGGUACAUCCUAGAGGACACGGUUUCUCUCAAGACCCAGGUCACCAGACUAAUGCGGCAGGGCCUCGCGGGGAUGAUCGUGUGGGACGUGAGCGCGGAUGACUUCCUGGGCUUUUGCGGACCGAAAAAUGCUCUUCUGGAAACGGUCCGCAACACCACACUCGCUGCCUGGAAGUCCACGCAGUCGGCAUAA